AGUCGGUUUCUGUUUACACGCUCGGUUGGUUGUCCCUAUAUUCGUCUGUUAAAUAUCGUAUGCGGUUUUUAUCAUGUGGGUGUUUUAAAAUCCAAUACAGUUUAUAACGCUAAGCAUUUUGUUUACAUUAAAUUGUUUUGUCACAAAUUUUCUUCUUUUUUUUGUAACAUUUGAUUUUCGUGGCUGAUGCAGUUUGGUUGCUCGUUAAUAUUGUGAUGCGGCUUAACCAUUAAAAGUGUGUUUGUGUCUUUGAAGAUAUUAAUCGCGCGUUAUACAAAAUAAAGUUAUUAGGAGAGUGCAUUAUCCAAAAUUUAAAAAAAAAAUGUUUUCAUUUUGGACACACAAAAAAGUUGUGUGUAGCGGUGUUUAAAGCUUAAUUUCUUGCACUCUAUUUUUGGAUGGUUUAUUUAUUACCUUUCGGAUUAUAUUUGUACGAAAAGACAUCUCUUUUUACACACACAGCUGACGCCCUCAAUGUACGUAUUCUGACAAAAGUUGUCAUAAAGACUAUGCUACUAAAGUGAUAUACUGUUGCUUCAUUCAUCGGAAUUUUCAUAAUGGCAUCAACGUCACUAUCUGAUGACCCAGAUAAGCUGCUGAACGAAUGGCUCGGAGAAUUGGAAAAUUUAAUUGGGGGUCUAGAGAUCCCCAAUACCACACAAAUAGUUCCUCUACGGCGACCAAGCAGUCACACAUCGUCCGAACGCACCAGUUCAUAUCGCUUUUCGAUGGCAAACCUAGAGGAGACCCACGAAGCCGAAUUGGACGCAAUCCUCGGCGAACUGAGCAUAUUAGAGCAGCGCAAUAAUGAUGGUCGAAUGGGUCGCACGCACAGCCGAUCGAAUUCGACCAUUUCGGGCGUAACAAAUUCCACCAUCUCGUCGACAUCAACAUCGUCCGAAAGUGGCACGGGUAGUGGAUCGGAAUGUCCACUGCGUGAACCGAGAACCGACAGUCCCGAUAAUGAUUCGGCGUUCAGCGAUACCGUGUCUUUGCUAUCGAGUGAAUCGUCGGCGUCGAGUGGCGUUAGUUCAGCACAUUUGAAGAAUUUGCCACUCAAUUCCAAUUUGUUACAAUGUGAUAGUGCGAAAGCAGCAAAAAUACAUUUAGCCUUACAAAAGCUGGAACAAGCAUCCGUCAGACGAUUGUUCGUUAAGGCGUUCAGUCACGAUGGCGCAUCAAAGUCAUUGCUAGUCGAUGAGCGUAUGACUUGCGGUCAUGUGACUCGAUUGUUGGCGGACAAAAAUCAUGUACCGAUGGAACCACAUUGGGCAAUUGUCGAACAUUUACCAGAGUUGCAAAUGGAGCGUCUGUUUGAGGACCACGAACUGCUUGUCGACAAUCUGAUGAAUUGGAAUACCGACUCGAAGAACCGAGUGUUAUUUUUGCAACGACCCGACAAAGUGGCGUUGUUCAGUAAUCCGGAAAAAUAUUUACCAGGAACUCAAAUGGCACCAGGAAGUGAGCAUGACGAACAGACAAGAUCGAUGCUUUUGGAAGAAUUUUUUGCAUCCGGCAACAAUGUGGCCAUGGAAGGACCACUGUUCCUCAAGAGUGACUCGAAAAAAUGCUGGAAACGAUACCAUUUCGUAUUGCGUGCGUCCGGACUCUAUUACUUUCCGAAGGAAAAAACGAAAUCCUCACGUGACCUACUCUGUCACGGAUUGUUCAACGAGAACGAAGUGUACAAAGGCAUUGGAUGGAAGAAGAAGCACAAAGCGCCCACCGAAUACGCAUUCGCUUUGAAAUCACAGAAGGAUCAGUGCAGUUCGAAGACAUUGCGAUCGCUGAAAAUGUUAUGUGCAGAAGACGCAGAGACUCUGGACAAGUGGAUCACAGCAAUUCGAAUUGCAAAAUAUGGAAAAUUGCUGUUCGACAACUAUCGCGUGUUGCUGGAGGACUUGACUCGGGAAGAGUUGGAGAAAUUUUCGGCUAAUCGAUGCGGAUCCAUCGGCAGUAUCAUUUCAUCGGUUCCGUCACAAUGCAGUACUGGCUCAGGAAAUAGUGCUAACAAUUUAGCAACGUCUUCCAACGGACGCUUAUCGCGUGCAUCCAGUUCCAGUUCCAGUGGAUGCUUGUCGGAUGAAAACAAUGGAUUCGAUUCGGAAUUUCCGACUGGCACGAUUAAACGAAAACCGUCGAUGAAACCAAAUCUACCGUUGACGUCGAUGACUCGGCAGCUGAAAGAAGUGGGCGAAACUAAUUUUCCUGGUGAUAAUAGCAAUCCGACUUCUCCGGAACGUGGUGGUACAUUGACGAGACGUCACAGUCGCAGAAGAAGCGAAGAGAGUAAUGGUAGUGGCACGUUAAAACGAAGACCAGCAGCAAAUCGUGGAUCAAUGGAAAGCAUGAGCUCAUCUACAUCCAGUGCGACACCAACGCCAAGCACUCCAGGAACACCGCUAGCAAAUCUGCAACCGAAUCUUGUCAUCAACAAUAACAUUAAUCUGGCGAACAACAACAACAAUAUCGAAACCAAGAGCAACAUAAUGAGUCCGCUGGAAUCGAUGCCAUCAUGCAUGACUGACUCUACUUUCUCAUUACCGCCACCACCCGACGAUCUAGGCAACAAUCUUCUGAAUGGUUCGACACUUUCGUUGGACUCGUUGCCUCCUCCCCCACCACCGCUUUGUGAGCUUUCGAAUGAAUUCUCUGCUUCGCAGGUUUCAUUGGUUAGUCUUCCGCCGCCGCCUCCUGAUUUACGUCCAGUGUAUAUACCAACAAAUACUCGUCUCCCUCCAGCUGACACAAUCCAUCCAAUAACACAUUUCAUUGUACCACAAACCACCUGCUACAACAACACUUUGCCUACGAAUCUUCCGUCGACCGAAUGGAAAAAGGAACCGCAGCCAAUUUACUCGAAAACGAUUAAACCAUCAAUUAAAGCACCGCCAUACAAAUCACCUCCACCAUACAAUGGAACGAAUCCGCCUCCAAUCGCACCUCCAGCUACAACCAAAAGUGUUUCGUUCGCUGAUUCACCCGUUCUACUCCGCCGAAAGGUGUGCUUCGAAGACCAAAUCCAAUCAAUUCCACUAUCGCCCCGACGCAGUUCCAAAGACACAUCGUCCGUACCACUUCCACCGCCGCGUGCCGAAGCCACUCGACUGUCAACAAUAACGUCACCGAAACGUUUGCUCGAUUCCACGUCAAAUCCACCGACCGAUUUCCUCAAAGACCUACAACGAGUCAUGCGAAAGAAGUGGCAAGUGGCGCAGAAAUGCAAACUGGAACCGGCCACCACACCACAGGAAGUGCUAGGCUUUCGUGAUUUUACCGGCGAUCUGCCGUUGGGAAGUUCACCGCAUUUUUACCGGGAAACAUCAAACGUUAGCAAUUGGGUGCAAGAGCAUUAUGGAGGUGGCGAUAGUUUAUACGAGAAUUUAGGUGCUGAUAUGGGUAUGGAACCGACCGGACAAAUAAUUUCGUUGAAAAAGCGACCACCACCUCCACCGCCGAAACGUAGUACAACUACACAAUUGACCACACAGUUGAGCAAUCGAUGCUAAACGUAAAAUCAAUGGACAUGAUUUUCAUGGGUGCUUUUAGAAGAUGACGGUGAGUAAAACCCAUAACUAAAUUUUCCAAUCGUAUCCGAAUGGAUACCGUGUCUAAUUUUGCGAAUUCCGGUUACGUGAAAAAUUUGUCGAAUUGAUUGGAAGGAUUUACUUCAACUGAUGGAACUAAAAUUUUUGUUUCACGCAAAUGAAUUCUAAUUUAGAAUAAUUCAAUAAGUUGAAAUGGUGCCAUAGGCUUUUGUAUAAAUUUAAAUUAAAUGAAAGAAGAAAGAAGAAAAGUUUCGUACGAAAAAUUUAAACGUAAGACAAUUAACAAAAUGGAACAAUUUUUUCAAUGAACGUGUUAGUUAGACAAAAUUUUACAAUGAAGAAAAAUCUAAAAAAAAAUUAAAUUUAAAAUUCGGCUAAAUUAAAUUAAAACUUCGUUUCGUAAUGAAGAAAAAUUUACAACAAAAAAAUGAAAAUUUGUCGUUCUAAUUGUUAAGGAAAUUAAAUAAAAAGAAGAAAAUUCUCGAACAUCGUUGUUGGAUUAGUUGUGUAAACAAACUGUCUUGGUGCUUAUAAUUAAAUAAAAAUUAAAAUUAAAAAAAUGGAGAAAAAAUGAACAGAGAAACGCUAAACAUUAAGAAAAUUUACAAUUCGACGUAAGGUCAAAUUUUGAAUUGAGAAAACGAGAAAGGAUGGAAGAAGAAGACGAAAGAAAAAGAUGUAAGAAAAAGAAGAAACGAAAAAUAUUUAUUCAUCGGGAAUGUCACGACUGGCAAUUUCUCUUAAAUAUUUUUCAAAUCGCAUUAACUUGAAAUGGGCGAAAUCCUGACAUUUUUCUAAACCCCAAAGGUCAGCCCUUUCAAGUGAGGGCGUGCAAAAAAAAAAUUGAUCUCUAGAUUUGCAUUUAAAAAUUUAAUAAAAAUGCAACAAAAACCUUCCACAAAAAAAAUCGUUGCAACAAGCAAAGUCGUUCUCGCAUUCUUCCGAUCAAACAAAUUUUAAAUUCAAUUGCGUUCAAUAAUUUUUUAGGUUCUGUAUCAGAAUAUGAAACAAAUUCCACACAUGGAGUGGCCUCUAUUCUUAACAAAAGUUACCCUAAUCUAUUUAUCCAGAACCAUGGAAACUGACCUGAUUCAGGAGAAACAGGCGAAAGAUAACUUAACUUAGCGAACUUAAACUAAACUAAUCUCACACAAAUACAAAAGAAAAAUUACAGAAUAUAAUAGACUUCAUCUAACUUCUUCAAAUCCCCUUCGAACGUUCCCAUUAUACAAGCGGCGUUAGAACGUUGAAGUGCUAACAACUUUCCCAAGGCUUAUUUUUGGUAAUUUAAUUUAUAAAAAUUCUUUUAAAGUUCCUAAAUUUUUUAAUGCUUAAAUUUACUCUCUAAAUGACUGUCUUUUUCUAAAUCUCUUAUUUCUCCAACUACUCUCAUUUCUCCAACUACUCUCAUUUCUCCAUAUUAGAAUAUAUAGAGACAUGAGAAAAGAGAACUAAGAAAUCUAGAAGAAGACUGUUAUUUAGAGCAAUGAUAUAAUAGAUGUGGCAUUGAUUUAGAGAGUUUAAACUGUAGGAUGUUUUUAAGAAUUUGAUGGAAUUUCUAGCAAUUACAUUCCUAAAAAUAGACCUCGGUGAAACUUGGGCUCCUCUGUAAUAGGCGAUACUAACAGGUGCUGUGGUACGGUUGUCUGUUUGAAACGAAGAACGCGUAGCUUGCUUGGAACUAAAAAAUUAAAAAAAAAAAAUGAUUUUGAAUAUUGAAUUCAUGAAACUCAGGCGUUUCAACGAACCAAUUUUCAAAAAAUAGAAGAAAAAAAUUAGGUGAAAAAAAAAUCGUUAAAAAUAACAACAACAAGAAAACGGCUAAUCGAAGAUAAUUUAUGAGCUUUUGCGAUUUAAAUGUUUUACCGUUUGUUUUUAGACGAACUUACACAUUUUACACAAACAAUUUUCUACGAAAUGAAUUACCGAAUAAAAAUUAGAAAAAUAUAAUUGGACCCGAGACCCCAUCAGUGUGAAAUGUGGUGAGCAGAUAAAAAGAAACGAAAAGAUUUUUUGUUUUGAACGAAAGGUUGAUUGGAUCCAGCUGGAUGGGUGAAUUCGAUUAUUUUUGACUACACUACAUUUUGUAUACCAAUGAGAAACGUAUGGCCAAGAAAUAAAUUUAAAUUUAAAAA
Messenger RNA from Bradysia coprophila, 5683 nucleotides. RefSeq names its product ras-associated and pleckstrin homology domains-containing protein pico (gene pico). The record is from RefSeq and is a predicted model, not a curated record. Gene Ontology annotation, biological process: signal transduction. NCBI's taxonomy places the organism in Eukaryota, Metazoa, Arthropoda, Insecta, Diptera, Sciaridae.